Stegastes partitus (bicolor damselfish) is the source of this 477-nucleotide messenger RNA. RefSeq names its product fibroblast growth factor 1a (gene fgf1a). Gene Ontology annotation, molecular function: growth factor activity. The coding region runs from base 1 to 477 and encodes 158 amino acids. NCBI's taxonomy places the organism in Eukaryota, Metazoa, Chordata, Actinopteri, Pomacentridae. The record is from RefSeq and is a predicted model, not a curated record. The transcript is spliced from 3 exons.
AUGGCGGAUGAAGAGAUGUGCGCACUGCAGGAUCAGGCUGCGGGCUGCGGCCUGCUGCUGCUGCUGGACUACCGCCGGCUCACUCGGCUCUACUGCAUGAAUGGCGGACACCACAUCCAGAUCCUCCCCGAUGGGACGGUGCAGGGCCAGAGGGACGACGGGGACGCUCACAUUGUUUUAAAGCUCAGAGCUGUGGACAGAGGCGUCGUGGUCAUCCAGGGAACAGAAGCAGGACGAUAUUUGGCCAUGAACGAUGAAGGCCGUUUGUACAGCUCACCCACAGUAACAGAUGAAUGCUACUUCCUGGAGAAGCUGGAGGAGAACCACUACAACACAUAUCAGCCGCAGAAAUAUCAGGACCAGAACUGGUACGUGGGUCUGAAAAAGAACGGGAAACCCAAGCUGGGUCCGAGAACCCACAUCGGACAGAAGGCCAUCUUCUUUAUCCCCAGACAGCUGGAAGACUCCCAGGACUGA